CAGGCUUACUAGGGUUUAUGCUUCUGGGCGAAAAUUAGAAACUUUGGGUGUGGUUGGUCGGAGGAUUCUCGGUUGCCGGAGGAAGAGAUGAAGCUGAAGCAAUUGGAAAGCCUCUUAGGUGAUCUUCAACAGUUCUCGAACCCAAAGGUGGAGCUGGAACAAUACCCAACUGGACCUCACAUUGCUUCUCGCAUGCUCUACACUGUAUCCAACUCUCACUCUCUUCUCCUUCAUUUUUCUGCAGAAAUUCCUUGACUUUAUUUUAUCCCAUUCUUGUUCUCUCUUUGCUUCAGUCAUUACUUCUUUCUAUUUUUUUCUUUAUUUGAUUAUAUGGGUCUUGCUCAUAUUUGAAUUAGUUGCUUGGAAAAUCAUUAGUAUUUGUUCCUAGAUUUUCUGUGCA
Molecule: messenger RNA, 400 nt
Organism: Rubroshorea leprosula
Lineage: Eukaryota; Viridiplantae; Streptophyta; Magnoliopsida; Malvales; Dipterocarpaceae
Source: the annotation of a GenBank genome assembly